Pecten maximus is the source of this 10883-nucleotide messenger RNA. Its product is annotated as ankyrin repeat domain-containing protein 13C-like. Bases 24 to 1325 code for a protein of 433 amino acids. Gene Ontology annotation, cellular component: cytoplasm. Lineage: Eukaryota; Metazoa; Mollusca; Bivalvia; Pectinida; Pectinidae. The record is from RefSeq and is a predicted model, not a curated record. Gene Ontology annotation, molecular function: protein binding. The transcript is spliced from 13 exons.
CUCCCCUCAGCUUAUAAAUCAACAUGGCGGCCGACUUGGAAGGCUAUCCGCUACACAAAUGUGUAUUUAAUGACGAUAAAUGUCGUUUGUCUCAGUUGAUUCGUGUACAUGAUGUCGCACAAAAGGAUAUACAUGGAAACACACCCUUGCACCUUGCUGUGAUUCUGGGACAUAAAGAAUGUAUACACCUUCUCCUUGCACAUGGAGCUCCUGUUCGUAUAAAGAAUACCCAAGGUUGGACACCGCUGGCAGAGUCCAUCAGCUUUGGAGAUCGACAAACAAUUUUGUGUCUACUGAGAAAACUUAAACAACAGUCCCGAGAGUCUCUUGAGAAUCGGAGACCCUCUCUUGUACAGGCACUGCGCGAUAUAGGAGAUUUCUACUUAGAACUCAAGUGGGACUUUCAAAGCUGGGUUCCUUUGGUGUCCAGAAUUCUGCCUUCAGAUGUUUGUAAGAUCCACAAAAAGGGUUGUUGUAUACGCCUUGAUACAACUCUAGUAGAUUUCAAUGACAUGCACUGGGAGCGGGGGGACAUCACAUUUGUGUUUAAUGGAGAGGAGGACCCCCAGCAUAGCCUGACUGUGCUAGAUAACAAACUGUUUGUCUUCCAGAGGAUCAGAUAUGAGGAGAGUGAGCAGGAGAUGGAUGAUGAAGUGGACAUUCUGAUGAGCAGUGACAUAAUGGCUGCCCAAAUGUCAACCAAGAACAUCACAUUCACAAGAGCACAGAGUGGUUGGCUUUUUAGAGAGGAUAAAACGGAAAUGGUUGGUGAUUAUGAAGCUGAUUACUACUUCAUAAAUGGGCUCACUUUAGAUUCCAGAAAAAGGAGGGAACACCUGUCUCCAGAGGACGUACAGAAAAAUAAAGCUAUUAUGGAGAAUCUGACCAAAGGAACCUGGGACAACUGUGAUUUUCAGAGACGUCCAUCCCUGAAUCCCCCAGAAAGACCAAAUAUUACCUGGGAGGAAUACAUGUCUGCCCCUGCCGGUAAACCGCCAUGUCUAGGACGGCAGUGGAUCCCUAAGGGAAGCUCCAAGUCCUUUAAGGCUACAGUGGCAAUGAGCAAAUCUUUCCCUAUGGAUGUCAGUGUUUUACUGGAUGUGCUGGAGGUGAUAGCACCAUUCAAACAAUUUCAGAAACUCAGGGAUUUUAUGACCACAAAGUUGCCUGAUGGAUUCCCUGUAAAAAUAGAGAUCCCGGUGUUUCCAACAGUAACAGCCAAAGUAACAUUCAACUCCUUUGAGUGGAAGGAAGACCUUCCAGACAGAUUGUUUUAUAUCCCACCGGAGUACAUUGAGGAUCCCAAGCGCUUUCCGGAUUUAUGACUCUACCUGGAAAUCUACUUCAUCCACAUACUUACGAGUCUCCGACAAGUGAGCCGACCGCCGAUUAUUGAGGACUCAGACAUUUGUGAAUCGGAGACAGUAGAAGAAGAGUCAGAAUGUUUUGUUGGCAUGGAGAUACCGAUGACCAAUUUGGGUAACUCCUGUGGUGAAAUGACUCUCCUGUUCUAGGUUAAGUUUUGACCUCUUGGUUGGCAAACAUGGCCAUAUUUGUUUUAGUUUCUUGAUGAUUCAUUUUUUGACAGGUGCCUGUUAGAUUCUAAAAAAAAAGUUAUGUUUUACAGUUUUGGGAUUGCACAAUGUUACAUGAUAUCUGCAUGGUGUGUGCACAUAAUCUGCACAAUAGAAUAAGUGUGCAAUUGAAUUGUGCAGAUGAAUGUGGUCAUGAUAAGCGAUCAGAGCAAAGUGUGUGCGAUAGCUAUCGUGGUGAUAUAAAUUUAGGAAAUGAUUAUGAAUUAUGGUAAAACAUUUGGAAUGGUAUUGAUAAAAAGAUGAUAAUAUACAUUUUUUCUUUAAUAAUCUACAUGGACUUCAAUGUGUCGGCUUAGCCAUCUUUGAUUCUAUAUUAGAAAAUGUAAUUAAAUGUUGUCAUUUUUUUCAACUGAGCAGCAGCUUGUGAUCAAAUGGCUAAACUUUGUGACCUUAUUUAUUAUCACUCGCCAUCAAGGCGUGAAAUGUCUGGUGUCACAGAGAAACCAUACUGAGUAAUCAACAUAAGAACACACAGCAAAAUUUUAUAAUUAAUGCAAAUAUUUAAACCUACCAAUGUUAAAUAUAUAUGUUCAGAAAAAGUUGAUUAUCAAAAUAUACUGUUUGUAUUAUUUAUCCUUAUAGGUAUAUGCAAAUAAUUAAAGCUUCAUUUUUUUAUUUUAUACAAAUACAGACUUUCAUUUGAUACCGUUUAAAUUGUGAUUGUAAUCUAUAUUUAUAUACAUCCUUAAGCUUGAUGCAACCCAUUUCAUAUUUAUGUGAUUUCACAAUAUUGCUUGUCCAAUCUUACGAAACUGCACAGCUAUGAGAUACAAUUUUGUGCAGAACAUGUACACACAAUGUGCAGCCGAUGUAUGCAUGAUGUUUUUGGUGCUUUGUGCAAUCCCACAACUGUACUAUAUGGAAUGUGAAAAAAAAAUUGUAUCUUUCUGAAAUACAAAUGUAUUUAAACAGUAAAAAAUAUACACUGUUUAUUUCAAACUGAACACGGAUAGGUCAGCAAGACUUACACUGUUUCUUAUAUAUAAUUAUAUAUCUGUUGUUUAGGAACGUAUAAUCCUCUAUUCUAUUUUCAGAAACAAUAUAAUUUUAGUUAAUCUUGAGUGAAAGAAAAAAAAAAAAAACUACAAUAUGUGUAUGUUGAAGACAUCUUUAAACUUAAUAAUGUUUUACCACAUAAAUUUAAGGAAUCUUUUACCUCUUUAUUUCAAGAUAAAUGCAGAAAACAAAGUGGACAGACAGCACAAUGUGAUAACUGGCAAAUUAAUGAAAUUGGACGAUGCAAAAUUUUGCUGAUUUAACGUUUAUGAUUGAGAUGGUUUGAUCUAAAUUCUUAUGUCCAUGUUAGCUAAUUAAAUGAUUCCAAAAUGAUAAACACACAUACAUAUAACAUCUAUAUGUUUGUGUGUAUGGAUGUACAUGUACAAUGUAUAUAUAUGGAUGAAGUAGAUUUAUAAUAUUGGUGAUAGGUUGUGAAUGGUUUGGACCUACUUUAGACUUUAAGAUAACAUUGGAUGUAGGGUUUACAUCAUAUUGGUGUUAAAAUUCUAAUUAAAUGUCAGUGUCAUACAGCUCAUGAGUGACUGAAAGCAAUCAUUUAAACUUCAAUCGUCCACACAAAGUACUUGAAUUAUCUCCCUUUAAGUAGAGUGUUGCCCUCAAAAGUUACAUGAAUACGCAUGGUGUUUAUUAGUAAAUCAUAUGGUUAUAAAUACUGUGUAAUGGAUCGAAUGGAAAUUAUGUGAUAGUUGUAUAUGUUAUAAUCAAGAGAAUACUUGUUGUCUGGGGAAGGGCAUGUGAAUUUUUGUUUGCUGAAUCCGACUUUUUUUAUACCAGCUGUUAUUGGUAUACAGAGCAUCAGUUGUUGUAGUGUAGUGAACAUGUUUCAUAACACUAUCUCACUUAGUCUAUCACAAUCUUAAGUCAGGUGUGCUGAAAUAUAAACCAAAAUCGCUCUGUACUCAGGAGGAACAUCAAAAAGAUUAAUGUAUCCAAGUUUGUUAUCAAUACCUUGUGGUUGGUUUUUACAAUAUGGAAAUAGCUGACAACACAAGUAUAUAUGUUACAGAUUAUCACAAUGAAAUAGCUGACAACACAAGUAUAUAUGUUACAGAUUAUCACAAUGAAAUAGCUGACAAGAUAAGUAUAUAUGUUACAGAUUAUCACAAUGAAAUAGCUGACAACACAAGUAUAUAUGUUACAGAUUAUCACAAUGAAAUAGCUGACAAGAUAAGUAUAUAUGUUACAGAUUAUCACAAUGAAAUAGCUGACAAGAUAAGUAUAUAUGUUACAGAUUAUCGCAGUGAUGAGUUUAGUUGCAGGAUGAAUGAUUGACUAAAAUUAAAUACUUGUAAUGACUAAUUUUGAAGUCGGCAUACACUGAUGUUCAGUUUCUUGUAUUGAUUAGUAUUUGGAAAAUUAUAAAUGUAUUAUCAGAUUUUUGCCAAACAUACACCACAGAGGCUAAUUUCAUAUGUAUGUAUUAUUUUUAUACCAUUUAUUAAAAGAUUGUUUGUCAGAAACAUACAGGAUAACACCCAUCAGUAUGAAAAUAGUAAUAAACAAGUGGUGUGUGCAGAAUGUUGAUUGAAACUACAUUGUAAAGCUGUCUUGUCAAACUGUUACAUCAUCUUCUAGGUAUUACGUGAAUGAAGUAUUAGUUAAUUUUGAGUGUUUUAUAUGCAUAUAGUUGAUUGAAAUAAUCUGUCUCUUUAUUGUACAACAUUCUGUUUAGGUAUGUAAGCAUUUUGGUGGAUUUUUGUAUACAUGUAUCACAUUCAGUAUUGGAUUUUAGGCUUCUCUAUGACUUCAGCUUUUCACCUGCGGCAGGCUGCAGAUACCCAGUGAAAACAGAUGUGUACAUAUACUCAUAUUCUUAGUAACAUUUUAAUAAAAAAAAAAAAAUGUGAGACCCAUUUUCAAGAUAAGGUAUGGCAGUAUUUGUGAUGUAACUUUAUACUGAGUAAAGGUGUUGUAUUGUGUAUUGAAAUGAUUGAAUUGAAACAUGAAAAUAUCUGGUACUAUGAUUUUUACCUGGCUCACUUUUUAACUUCUACAUACAAAUCAUAAUGAGCAUACUCAUCAUAAGUGCGAUUUUUAAAUUGGGAUAUUUGAAAUGUUCUGAAAAGUUUUUGUGAAAGGCGUGAGCCAAAAAGAGUCACAGCUAUUGUCAAAAGGAAGUAGCCACUAAUAUAUCUAGAAUAUAUAUUGAUCAUAUUAAUGAAUAGGUAAACGUAUUUGGUAAUUUGGCUGAAUGUUUAUUUGGUCACAUGACUGAAUGGUGUGAUUGUGAGAAAUACCUAUGUAUCAAAAUGGCUGCUAUUAUAUCUGUACUAGUAACAUAAUCAUAUACAUGUAUAUGUAUAUUUAUUCCCGACGUGUCCUGUUAGUCUGAGGAGUAAAGUUUAUCCCUGACGCGUCCUGUUAGUCUGAGGAGUAAAUUUUAUCCCUGACGCGUCCUGUUAGUCUGAGGAGUAAAUUUUAUUCCUGACCUGUCCUGUUUGUCUGAGGAGUAAAUUUUAUUCCACGUGUGUCCUGUUUGUCUGAGGAGUAAAUUUUAUUCCACGUGUGUCCUGUUAAUCUGAGGAGUAAAGUUUAUCCCUGACGUGUCCUGUUAAUCUGAGGAGUAAAGUUUAUUCCUGACCUGUCCUGUUAGUCUGAGGAGUAAAUUUUAUUCCUGACCUGUCCUGUUUGUCUGAGGAGUAAAUUUUAUUCCACGUGUGUCCUGUUUGUCUGAGGAGUAAAUUUUAUUCCACGUGUGUCCUGUUAAUCUGAGGAGUAAAGUUUAUCCCUGACGUGUCCUGUUAAUCUGAGGAGUAAAGUUUAUUCCUGACCUGUCCUGUUUGUCUGAGGAGUAAAUUUUAUUCCUGACCUGUCCUGUUUGUCUGAGGAGUAAAUUUUAUUCCACGUGUGUCCUGUUAAUCUGAGGAGUAAAGUUUAUUUCUGACGUGUCCUGUUUGUCUGAGGAGUAAAUUUUAUUCCACGUGUGUCCUGUUAGUCAGAGGAGUACUGAGGGUGUUUUGUUAGUUUUAGGAGGACAGUUUAUUCCGGCAAGGUAUAGUCUGUAUUGUGCUUCAGUGGUCUUAUCCCUUUGGGCGUGGUUUCAUUUGUAUGAUUUGCAGAACAUUGUAUUUAUACACCGGUAUAUCUUUUAUGAAGUAUGAUUACAUCUUUGCUCUGAUAAUCGUACAAAGUAGAUAUUCGUGAGGAUUUUUAAUAACUUAAUGCUAAAAUAUAAUUAAACAUAUUCAUCAACUUUAUUGCAAUAUCUAAUGUUUCUAGGUGUUUGCGUGAAUGUAAGGGAUACUAUCUGAAACAUAUUCAUCAAAUUUAUUGCAACAUUUAAUGUUUCUUGGUGUUUGCGAGAAUAUAUAAAAAAUGAAAUCACCUGCAGAUACAAAUGUCGUAGAUGAACUUACUUAUGCAGACUCAACAAGUCAUAAAAUUCGUAGUGUCCUAUAUAACCAACACAAAACAUUAACAUAUGACAUCAUGAACUGUUUCGUAUAAACACGUAAAAAAUCACUCACUCAGCAAGUGGUGUUGAUACCAUUUUCUGAUUGUUGGAUUACAAGUGUGACUUUCUUGGCAAGUAUGACUUCACUGUGUACCGUCCAUAAACGGCUCUCUUGCAUCAAAGAUCAGUAUUAGCUGAAAAGCUUUUUGAUGUUUUAUGUAUACGGUUCUUAAAAACCUGAUAAUUGUAGUAGAAUAAUUGGACUGAUAGAACGUGACGAAACUCUUGUUAUCGGGAUACCUAUCUCCCUAUAGAGGGACGAUGCUUUAUGAAGGAAAUUCCUACUUAGAAAGUUUAUCUGCAGUUAAUAGAUAAAUAUUUUUUUCACAUGUAUUGUAAAUAUGUGAGGGGAAUCGCGUCCAUACCAAGAAUUAAAUCAGGAACCCAUGUAUCGUCACAAUUAUCGUUUUGAUAAAUGCAUCGUAACCAAGAUUAUAUUAUAAAUAUUGUUACAGUAAUUGAUAUGUAUUAAAUGCCAUGGUUAUUUGUUUUAAUAGUUACUUCUCGCUUGCGCUUCUCUCGGACUAUUGUUUUGUUUAUGUCUGUAAUUACUAAGCUUGCUUUCUAGUCAAUUUAUUUGAAUGGGUGCUUCUUGUAACCAUACUAGUUUCUGUUUUGUAUGGUGUUAUUUACUGGUGACGAACAAAGGAUAAUGUAUUAAUCCGGAUACGUUCCUGGAAACACAAAAUAUCUGUAUGGUGAAACAUUUCUAUAUUGUACGUACACAUUCCUUGAACAUCAGUGUCUGAAAUUUCUUUCUUGUGCCUAAUAAAUGUUUCCUUUGGCCAUCGGGGUUAUAGGGUAUUGGGAUUUAGAAGAAGUGUUCAUUAAUUAUACGUGUCCGAAACAAAAUCUACCAACAAUUAAGUAUCAUAUUUGAUAAAUAAGACGACAGCAUUCGAAUGUGCAGUUAUAAGAUAUUUAAAGCCAUCUUAGAUAUCUCGGAUACCAAUCAUUGUCACUGCCAGGUGACUGAUAACAAAAGAAUAACUUUUUUCGAAAGGAACACUUUCGGUUGUUUCUCAAAUUCUUUGAGGCUAACAAUUAUUGGUUUCUAUACGCUGUUACUUGUUAACAGAACUUAAUGAAUCCACCUACCCGUUCUAGAUCUAUGGAUUUUGGCGAUAACAAAACAUCAAUGCUUAAAUUAAUAAUUUAGUCGCUGAGCUGUAGACAUUGCCAUAUAUGCAGAAUAACAAUUAACCCUGGUACACUUCAUUUGAUUGGAUGAACUACACCGACAGUAUUUCAUUUAAUUAUACACCGAACCCGUCUGCUAAAUGUGAAAAUAUUGUUUUAGCACAUACAAAAGCUUUCAGUAAAACAUGCCGGGGUAUCAUAUGAACACGGUACAUCUUUUUUAUCAGACACAGGUAUUCGGCUGUCGGUGAUUAGGUGUUCACCUUUAAACCUAAUAUACGGGAUGUAACACUAUUAGUUAUUCUAAAAUUCCUAGUGAAACAGUUGGGGAUAUCUUGGAGAGCUGUUGAAUAGAUACACAUACAGUUUGUUGUCUGGUUUCAUAACAAACAUAUUAAUAAGGAUGAGAUGUGUUUGGAGCGGCAUGCGAUAUCCGUUAGCUGUUACAUGAAAAAAAUGGCGUGCAUUUUAACCAAUAUAUCGUGUUAAAACCAAAUUGUCUCCCAUAUGUAUAUAGCUUCAAAGACCUAUUAUAAUAUAUGCAUAUAUGCUAGAUAUAUCUGCAAUAACUGAAAUGAAUUAUAUUUUCGAAAACUUUUGACUGAAUGAAAAGAAAGCAAGAGGCGCCGUCCGUCUGGUGUAAACGUUUUUCCAACAGAUUUCUUUGAAACUUGGUAGGCUUUAUAAUCAUGAUACAUGGCUGUUCCUCCCUGAGAGGCAUUUCGAUUCGACUGUUUUGCAAUAUUAUCCCUCUUUGUUUAUAUCUAUUUGAUUUCCUUUGUUACUAGUUAACACGCGUUUCAAUUGGACUACGUGUCACCUUGGUCAAUAGCUAGACUAUCAUUAUUAAAUUGAAAAUUUGAUAAGAAAUGAUUGCGAAGUAUUUGUAGUCCUGCUCACAUGCUUCGAUCUACGACUUCUAUGAUUGAGGUAUUUCAAAUUCCCCAUACAUGUACAAAGUAUCUUAAUUACACUUAAGUCCUGGACAUAUCUUAUUAGAAUAUAACGUGCAGGUUUGUUAGGACUUUGUGCAAGAUCAGUAUACUGUUAACAUAGCUAUCAGUUAUGGUAUGGAUAAGAAAAGUUUGGCAUAUCAGAGGUCAUCGCCAAUUUUAAUGACGAUAUACCAGCAUAUAGGUAAUAUGUAACGAAUCAAAUAUGAUGUUUUGAUCCCAGCAAUCUUGUAUAUGCCAUCAUGUGGUAUAUGGAGCAUGUAUUCAAUUUAUCACUUGUUCAUCUCUAUAAUCAUGACUGUGAGGGUUUAUUUGAUUAAUGUAUGCCAAUACAAAUACAAUGUUACACAUGUAUACGAUUUAAGUCUUAAUUAGUCAUUACCAUUUCCUUCAAAUCAUGAUAGGAUUUUAAGUAUGGAUUUUUGGAAUUUGUAAACAGUUGCCACAAACGUUAAAUUGAGUUUUAUUUAACAGCGAUAUCCAUCUAGUUUUACCCCAGGGUAGGAAAACUGCAUCAAAUGUAAACAUAGUACACUGACAUGUGCUGGAUAUGUUUAUAUGAUACUUAUUAAUUAGGAAAAAGAGAUCGAUCACAUCUUAAAGUAAGCUUUGACCUCGAGCUUGUAGUUCAUAAGUGUGAUCAUUCCAUGUUUGUGUUCACACCAAACACACUGACACGCAUAUUAUAGGUUCCUUACCAAAGUAGAACGUGUAUGAUAAACUGACGCUUUUAGAUUUAUUCCUAAUUUCUGUAAGCUUCGAUUGACACUCAAGUUUUGUGAAUUUACUUUCAGGGCUUUGUUAAUACUCAUUCAUUAAUUAUGUACGCUUAUUGAAGCUUUUUGUAUGAGUAUUAAAAGGAUAUAAUGCUUACUUAAUUUUAUUAUCUGGUGAAUUACGAAUAUGUAUAUUAACUUUGUAUUAUGCUAUCACAAGGCCCACAUUACAUGUGUUUCAACAUGAUGGUUUUUACAUUGAGAAACGUUGUCAUGGAUGUUUUAAAGAUGAUAUCUUUAAUGUCCAUUUUUAUAACAUAUAGUAUACAUAGCGUUUACUGCUGUCAUAAGUGUUGUAGUCCAGAAGGCGAUAUCUCAGGGGAAACGCACCAUUUUAUUCACCUGGAAAUAAUUUAAUCAGGUAGUUUGUUAUUUCCAUCAGCACCUAAGACCUGUAUCUCGAAAAUAGUUUGGAAGUGCUAAAAUGUCCACCUAGGAGUCGACGCGUAUUAGUAGAGGUUUCCGUCAGUGUGUCCUCCCUUUUUAACAGCGAUGGGUAAAGCGCCACACCUAUUUGUUAAUUAAGGCAGGAGAAAGAUCUAUGUUUUCAUUUCCCAUGUAGCGCAUUGCGUUGUACGUUUUAUAUUGUGCUUGAAUACAACUACAUGUAUAAUGAUUUAUUGGAACUUGUCUAUUUCAUUGAUGAAUAUGUCACAACAACAAAUAAUUCACAGUGAAAUAAAGAGAGCAUGGAUUGUGACUCCUUAAUACAUCAAGUGCCUUUUCAAUAUAUUUAUUUUCCAGAAACACAAAAUAUUUUUAAAAGAUUUAUCAUGCACAACCUGCUGGUAGGCAUACAUCCAUUUAAAGAAAGGCUUAGACAUAUGGCCGAAAUAUAUUUCAUGGUUAGCCACACAAAUAUCGCGUCGGUCCGUCUGUCUGUCCGUAUAAUAAAUUUGUUGAGCAUGUCCCUUUCAUCAAGUAUGGAUACACAUAUUAAUGAAUGUUUUAUGUCGUUACAUAUAGAGGAAUGGUAUACAUGUUAAUGCAUCUUGAUGAUUACUACAUCACUAUAAUAAAUUUAGUUACUGCCAAAUAUAGUAUCUGCUUCAUUGGUUUUGUACUGAAUUCUUUUUCUAUACCAUAGAGUGCACGGGGAAAUAUUUGUUUUACAACCAUUUAAAUGGCAUGAUACAUAAGAGGCCAAUAAGGGAGUAAUAGUAAUUAACUGUAUGUUAGCCAAACUAAACUUAAUAAUUGCCACCGUUAUUUUUGUUAAAUUCUUUCAAUAUGACUCCACAUGCCCUGUAUGAUGAGUGUUUAUCCGUUAAUAAUUGUGUUACUAUUUUGUAGACCCAAACAGAAACUUCCCCUUUGCUCAGGACUUAUAAUUGUGAACAUACCAUGUAAAGGUCGAUAUAUGUAGCAUUAUAAUGAUACAUAUGUUCAACUCACUGCAGUAGCUACAACAGAGUUUUCUUGCAUGCAUUUUAAAACUAUUGAUAGAUAAAAAAAAAAAAAAAAAACGAAUGAAAUCCCCGAACCUCCUUUGGAAGAUUUCCGUACCUACCUGUACACAGCCUAAUGUAGAACGGUUGACGCUUAAGGAGCUCUUUGAUUGAUCAUAGUGUUAACUAAAACAUACUGAAUGUACUUGUCCGGUAUAUAUACGUGAAACCUUAGCUUGUAUAUAUGACAUUCACUCUGCUGCGUCAUUUAUAUAUAUGGUGUAAACUGCUUGUCUGUCUGGUGUCUUAUUACACCAGGAGUAUAUUUUAUUCUGUCUUGUAUCGCUAUCACUUGUUUCUGUAUAUUUGUAUAAACAUGUUAUUUAUUUGAUAGAUCUAUGUGUUUAAGAUGAUUUUUCUCUAACGCUUGCAUCGACAGCUUUAUGUACUUGUAGUCCUUCUUGAAGUACACUAUCAUGUGUUGUAUCUCAUAUACAACGUUAUUAAAAUUACAUGUCAAUAUCAUGUAUUAAAUCAAUACAAUUAAAUUUUGUGAA